CUGCGGCGCCGUCCACAGCAGGCACGCGGGCUCCGCUGCUCCUCGGCUCGCGCGCUGCUGAUUGUUGUGGCUCCUCGCUCGUCCCGACAAAAGUUGUGUUCGCCGUCAGCUCGCUUCGUCGCGCCUUCAGAACCACCGAACCAUGGCAGACUCCCAGGAGGACAAGCUGUACCGGGCCGAGUACGCCAAAAGCGGCCGGGCCUCGUGCAAGAAAUGCAAAGAGAACAUCGCCAAAGACUCGCUGAGGAUGGCCAUCAUGGUGCAGUCGCCCAUGUUCGAUGGGAAGGUCCCCCACUGGCACCACUUCUCCUGCUUCUGGCAGCGAGCAGCAGCUCAGUCCACCGCUGACAUCGCUGGAUAUUCUGACCUCCGCUGGGAGGACCAGGAAAAGGUCAAGAAGGCCAUUGAGAGCGGCGGGGCUGCAGGAGGAAAAGGGGACCAGAAGAGUGGAGCCAAAGGAGAGAAGACGCUGAAUGACUUUGCGGUGGAAUAUGCCAAGUCAAACCGCAGCACGUGCAAAGGCUGUGAGCAGAAAAUAGAAAAGGAUCAAAUCCGCGUGUCCAAGAAAACUGUGGACCCCGAGAAGCCCCAGCUGGGUCUGAUCGACCGCUGGUACCACACGGCGUGCUUCGUGAGCCGCAGGGAGGAGCUGGUCUUCAAGCCCGAAUACAACGCGGCUCAGCUGAAGGGCUUCAACGCACUGCGGGCCGAGGACAAGGAAGAGCUUAAGAAGAGGCUUCCUGCUGUCAAAUCUGAAGGGAAGCGUAAAGGGGACGACGUGGACGGACUGUCGAAGAAACAGAAGAAAGAGGAAGAAGAUGAGAAGAAAAAACUGGAGGAGCAGCUGAAGAGCCAAAGCCAGCUGAUUUGGGGACUGAAGGACAAACUGCGGAAAUAUUGUUCAACCAACGACAUGAAAGAGCUGCUGAUUGCAAAUAGACAGGAAGUUCCCUCCGGAGAAUCCAAUGUGGUGGACAGCCUGGCAGACGGCAUGGCCUUUGGUGCUCUGGAGCCCUGCAAGGAGUGCCAGGGCCAGCUGGUGUUUAAGGGCGAUGCCUAUUACUGUAAAGGAGACAUUUCAGCCUGGACAAAGUGUGUGUUCAAAACGGCAACACCCAUACGCAAAGACUGGGUCGUCCCCAAGGAAUUCCACGAAGUCCCGUUUUUGAAAAAAUUCAAGUUCAAGCGACAGGACAGGCUUUACCCCAAGGAGGCUCCCACCAAAACCCCCACAGCAGCCAAAGCCGAGCCGCUGGCGAGUGCAUCCAGCGCUCCGACUGAGCGACUGCCAGAGGGAGCGCCUUCAGACAAACCUCUUACUGGUAUGAAACUGUUGGCUGUGGGCAAACUGAGCAAAAACAAAGACGACCUGAAGGCUGCUGUGGAGGCGCUCGGUGGAAAGAUCACCGGUACAGCCAAUAAGGCCUCUUUGUGCCUCAGCACUAAGAAGGAGGUGGAGAAGAUGAGCAAGAAGAUGGAGGAAGUAAGAGACGCCGCCGUGCGCGUGGUCUCUGAGGAUUUUCUCACCGACAUCAAGUCGUCGGGCAAAGCUCUCCAGGAGCUGGUCUCCCUGCACGCCAUCUCCCCCUGGGGGGCAGAAGUCAAAGUCGAAGCUCAGGCUCCGUCUGCGGCCUCCAAGUCUGGAGCGCCGGCCGCCAAGAGCAUGGGGAGGGUGAAGGAGGAGGAAGGUGGUAGCAAAGCCAAGAAGAUGAAACUGACGGUCAAAGGCGGAGCUGCUGUGGAUCCAGACUCAGGUCUGGAGGACAGUGCCCAUGUCCUGGAGCAGAAUGGGAAGAUGUACAGUGCUACACUGGGACUCGUGGACAUUGUCAGAGGGACUAACUCGUACUAUAAGCUGCAGCUGCUGGAGGAUGACGUGCAGAAACGGUACUGGGUGUUCAGGUCAUGGGGCAGAGUGGGCACCACCAUCGGAGGCAACAAGUUGGACAAAUUCCAUGACAAGAACUCUGCCCUGGAUAAUUUCCUGGGUGUUUACAAGGAGAAGACAGGCAACGACUGGGGCUGCUCCAACUUCAUCAAGUAUCCCAAUAAGUUCUACCCUCUGGAGAUUGACUACGGACAGGAUGAAGAGGCAGUGAAGAGGCUGACAGCCACCGCUGGCACCAAGUCCAAGCUGGCCAAGCCUGUCCAGGAGCUGAUCAAGAUGAUCUUUGAUGUAGAGAGCAUGAAGAAGGCCAUGGUGGAGUUUGAGAUUGACCUCCAGAAGAUGCCUCUCGGCAAGCUGAGUAAGAGGCAAAUCCAGAGUGCCUACGCUCUGCUCACCCAAGUGCAGCAGGCUGUGUCGGAUAGCGUGCCUGAGGCGCAGAUACUGGAUCUCUCCAAUCGCUUCUACACCCUGAUUCCUCACGACUUCGGCAUGAAGAAGCCUCCGCUGCUCAACACCCUGGACUACAUUCAAGCUAAAGUUCAGAUGUUGGACAACCUGUUGGAUAUUGAAGUGGCGUACAGCUUGCUGAGAGGAGGGGCCCAGGACAACGAGAACGACCCCAUCGAUAUCAACUAUGAGAAACUCAAAACCAGGAUUGAGGUUGUUGACAAGAGCUCGAAUGAGGCCGAGGUCAUCAUACAAUACGUUAAGAACACCCACGCUGCUACACACAAUACGUACACACUGGAAGUGCAAGAAAUCUUUAAAAUUGUUCGAGAGGGAGAGCGCCAACGGUACCGUCCCUUCGAGGAGCUACACAACCGCCAGUUAUUGUGGCACGGCUCUCGCGCCACCAACUACGCUGGUAUUCUGUCUCAGGGUCUUCGUAUUGCGCCUCCAGAAGCUCCAGUGACCGGUUACAUGUUUGGCAAAGGUGUGUACUUUGCUGACAUGGUGUCCAAGAGUGCAAACUACUGUCACACCUCCCAGUCGGACCCCGUCGGCCUCAUACUGCUGGCCGAGGUUGCUCUGGGCAACAUGUGAAAUUUCAUUCAUCUGCCUUUUUUUCUUUUCUUUCCAGGUUUGGGUAGAACCGCUCCGGAUCCGAGCGCUACAGUCAGUUUAGAUGGUGUGCAAGUGCCUCUGGGAAAAGGCGCCCACACCAACAUCGACGACACAAGUCUACUGUACAACGAGUACAUUGUGUACGACGUCGCGCAGAUCAACAUGAAGUAUCUCCUGAAGAUCAAGUUCAACUACCAGACGUCCCUGUGGUGAGGAGACCGGCGUCCGAACCCCCCCACCUUCAGUGAACGAAACAAAGACCACUGUUGCCUCCGAACGCCCGGGCUUCAUGUUUGAAAAAGGAGCGACGCCACACCACGCUUUGCAAAUGGUCAUCGGAAACCUUUCGUCACUUUAUUGCUUUGUCAUCAGGUUUAGUAGCAGGCAGUCUUCCAUAGUGAUACGUUUAGGUACUUUAAAACCUCCUUCUGACUUGCUCGUAUGACUGGACGGUAGUUAAAGCACACAGUGGAUGCAAAGGUUUGGAGAUAAAACGUCUGUAAACGUUGGUAGCUCUCUGUCUCACGUGGUAACCUUUAUUUUGAUAAGGAUCUUAUUUUGUCAUUCUUUAAUAAACCUGUAGUUAAAACGGCAUAGCACUGCAACUGUGGAAGGAGUUUGGACUUGCGAGCGAGCGAGCGACCUGCAGACACACUCAACGUUUUAUGUUCUGCUCCGUGAGAAAGCCACUAAGAUGCACAUUUUGUAGACCGCUGCAUAUGGAGAUACUGUAUAGGGUUUUACAUGUAAAUAUUUCUUUUGUCGUUUUGUGUCUGAAGCGCUUCCUUGCUUAAAAAAAACAAAACAAAAACAAAAAAAAAAGAAUGUGGUCAGUGUUUAUGCGAAGUAUUCUGUAAAAGACACAACUGCCAUGUAACGUGUUUGUUUUUUUGUUUUUUUUUUAGUCUUUUUCUUGCUUACCUCAAACAAAAUAAAACAUCCUGAAAAAU
Molecule: messenger RNA, 3903 nt
Organism: Stegastes partitus (bicolor damselfish)
Lineage: Eukaryota; Metazoa; Chordata; Actinopteri; Pomacentridae
Gene: parp1
Product: poly (ADP-ribose) polymerase 1
Exons: 22
Biological process (GO): double-strand break repair; protein poly-ADP-ribosylation
Cellular component (GO): nucleolus; nucleus
Molecular function (GO): zinc ion binding; DNA binding; NAD+ poly-ADP-ribosyltransferase activity
Source: RefSeq, a predicted model, not a curated record